Corticium candelabrum is the source of this 1486-nucleotide messenger RNA. RefSeq names its product guanine nucleotide-binding protein G(olf) subunit alpha-like. The transcript is spliced from 8 exons. The coding region runs from base 94 to 1269 and encodes 391 amino acids. Gene Ontology annotation, cellular component: heterotrimeric G-protein complex. Gene Ontology annotation, molecular function: G-protein beta/gamma-subunit complex binding; G protein-coupled receptor binding; GTP binding. The record is from RefSeq and is a predicted model, not a curated record. NCBI's taxonomy places the organism in Eukaryota, Metazoa, Porifera, Homoscleromorpha, Homosclerophorida, Plakinidae. Gene Ontology annotation, biological process: adenylate cyclase-activating dopamine receptor signaling pathway; sensory perception of chemical stimulus.
UCCGGAACUGUGCGAUCUGGUUAGAGCGGGCACGUUGGCGCAGUUGCCCGCGAAGGACAAGCGGGGGGAAAGCUAGCUGUGAAAAACGGCAGAAUGGGUAGCUGUUUCGGCAAUCCGGUCCCUAGAGAAGAGCAGGAUGCCCUCAAACAGCAGCGGGAGGCAAACAAGAAGAUAAACGACCAGAUAAAACAGGAUCGCCGCCGCUUCAAGGCUACUCAUCGCCUUCUUUUGUUGGGCGCUGGAGAAUCAGGCAAGAGCACAAUAGUAAAGCAGAUGAAAUUGCUUCACGUUGACGGCUUUAGUGACGAAGAACGCAAAGCUAAAGUGCUGGAUAUCCGGAGUAACGUCAGAGAAAGCAUAUGUGUCGUGGUGUUAGCCAUGAGGAAGCUCGGCAUUGCACUAGAGAAUGUGGACAAUGAGGCACUCGUUGACUAUAUGAUUAGCGUUUACAAGACACCAGAUUUUGAUUAUUCAUCAGAGUUUUUUGAACGUGCUGGUGUCCUCUGGAAUGAUGCAGGUGUGAAGGCUGCAUUUGAAAGAUCUCAUGAAUAUCAGUUGAUUGAUUCUGCUGGAUACUUUUUGAACAAAAUGGACGUAGUGAGAAAAGAAAAUUAUAGUCCUACUGAUGAUGACAUCUUGCGUUGUCGUGUUCAGACACGAGGAGUAUUUGAAACGAAGUUUGUCGUGAAUCGUGUUCGUUUUCACAUGUUUGAUGUGGGUGGACAGCGAGAAGAGAGGUCAAAGUGGAUUCAAUGUUUCUCAGGUGUGACAGCUAUCAUAUUUAUAGCAGCUUGUAGCAGCUACAACUUGACAUUACGAGAAGACACUUCUAAGUAUCGUCUCGUCGAAGCUUUGGAACUGUUUGCUAGUAUUUGGAACAAUGAGUGGCUUCAAGAGUCUUCUGUCAUUUUGUUUCUCAACAAAGAGGAUGUAUUGCAAGAGAAAGUCAACUCUAAACGGUUUCCGCUUGACAAGUACUAUCGUGACUAUGCUAACUUCAAACCAGAAGAGAGCGUGUACAAGGGACGACUUGCAAAUGAUGGAACAGAGACUUCUGAAGUUCGAAAAGCGAAGAUUUUCCUUGCAGAGACUUUUUUGAAAAUGACAGAGACAUCAGUUGGACGCAAAAGACCAAAGGGACAGGAAGUUAACAGGGAAUGCUUCCUGCACUAUACAACAGCAGUUGACACUGCGAAUAUCAAUCGAGUAUUCAAUGACUGCAGGAAUAUCAUUCUACGUUGGCAUUUGGAACAUUAUGAUCUUCUUUAGCUGCCACCACUUUAGCCGUGUAACACAAAGUAAACUAGCAAGUGAAGCUACAUGCGACUUCUUGCAAGUCUGCAAAGAGUUGUUAUACUAGCCAUUAUAAUUAGUAGCAGAAGGUGGGUUUUAUGGGGGACCUUGUGGGCUUGUAGAUGUUCCUACAUUGCACAUGAAUUGUAUUUGAAAUAAUAUUAUAGAGUGAACCAUUUUUGUUCAAGGUAAA